Molecule: messenger RNA, 2075 nt
Organism: Phodopus roborovskii (desert hamster)
Lineage: Eukaryota; Metazoa; Chordata; Mammalia; Rodentia; Cricetidae
Gene: Nkiras2
Product: NFKB inhibitor interacting Ras like 2
Exons: 4
Coding region: 143-718 (191 amino acids)
Biological process (GO): canonical NF-kappaB signal transduction
Molecular function (GO): GTPase activity; GTP binding
Source: RefSeq, a predicted model, not a curated record
GGGGGCGGGGCUCCAGGGCAAGCACUUCACCCAGAGGAAGAGGGGCGUCCUUACAGUCGAACUGCCCCUCCCAUGGUCCGGCCCACUCCGGGGGGCACCUCAGCGGGAGUGCUGCGGGGACCCCGGAGGUUGAAAGCUAAGAAUGGGGAAGAGCUGCAAGGUGGUCGUGUGUGGCCAGGCAUCUGUGGGCAAAACUUCAAUCCUUGAGCAGCUCCUGUAUGGGAACCAUGUUGUGGGUUCUGAGAUGAUUGAGACCCAGGAAGACAUCUAUGUGGGCUCUAUUGAGACAGACCGAGGGGUGCGGGAGCAGGUGCGUUUCUAUGAUACUCGGGGUCUCCGGGACGGGGCCGAGCUGCCCAGGCACUGCUUCUCCUGCACUGAUGGCUACGUCCUGGUCUACAGCACUGACAGCCGAGAAUCAUUUCAGCGCGUCGAGCUGCUCAAGAAGGAGAUCGACAAGUCCAAGGACAAGAAGGAGGUCACCAUCGUGGUCCUUGGCAACAAGUGUGACCUUCAGGAGCAACGUCGUGUAGACCCUGAUGUGGCACAGCACUGGGCCAAGUCAGAGAAGGUGAAACUAUGGGAGGUGUCGGUGGCUGACCGCCGCUCCCUCCUGGAGCCUUUCAUCUACCUGGCCAGCAAGAUGACCCAGCCCCAGAGCAAGUCUGCCUUCCCCCUCAGCCGCAAGAACAAAGGCAGUGGUUCCUUGGAUGGCUGAAGAGCUACCCUUCUUUCUUCACUAUCCCAACCCCAUGCCAGGAUGGGUUGGGUCGAGGGUACAGGGAUGCAUAAGCAAGCUGUUCUUCCACUCAGUAAGGGAACAACCCUCUAGGCCAGGAAGCUGGGCUGGCCCAGGCCAAUGCCACUUUUGUCCCCUCCUAACUCCAAGUGAUACACGUGAACUUGAUUGCUGGCCCUCCCCUUAACCCUUUCAUGAUAGUCCCCACCCCCAGCUCACAUCACAUUUUCUCUACCAUUACCUGGACACAUAAUGUCCCUUCCAUCUGCCUGGGGCAGGUAGCAGGGCUGUCAUUCCAAAGUGCCCAGGCCAGGGUCAGGCUCCUAUCAGGGAUUCCAACUCUCUAAAUUUCCUGCCGGUAACACAGCACCAGCCUGGGCUUGAGAAAGUGACCAGGUAUUGUGAGCGCACAGUUGUAUGUGCUGCCUUAGGGUUGGGCCCUCUUCCCUUACCCUGAUCUUUCCCCUGGCUUGUCCAAAGCUGGGAAAAGCCAGGCUCCUGGGAGUGGCGUUUUCUGUCUGACCUCCACCCAUCUCCCAGCUGUUUCACUUCCUCUUCCUGCUCUAGGAUCUCAUUGGUUGAGGUGGAGCAGAAUGAUGACUGGGCUGUCAGUCACCCUGGGACCUAGCAAGGCCGGUCUUCUCUGGGCGUCAGUUUUCUCAUCUGUGAGGUGAUAGGAGCUUGGAUGAUCACUUGGGGCCUUGGCAUCUCUGUGAUUCUCUAAAGCCAGUGGCCUGGGCCUCCUGAGUCUCUGCUUCACCCUCUUCAAGGUGCUACACCUACCAGCCCUGGAGGCUGGACAAGCCUCUCCUUUAACCACCAGGGGGCAGGAGUGCACUCUGUGCUCAGUGGUGCAAGUGGCAUAGUCUGCGGACCUGCCCAUAGUGCUGUCCAUCCCUCCUGGUUGCUUUUGGUAGUAGCUGGACUUAUAUUUAUAUUCUCUCUCUGUAUUUAUAUGCCUGCUACCCUGGUGAAGGUGGGAUAAGCCGCUCCUCCAGCCCUUCCUUCUUACCUCAGAUGCCUGAACAGAACCAGGCAAAGCAGUAGCAGUUUCCUAGGAGCUGACAGGUCUUGCAGUCGGCGGGGCCUGUGCUAUCAAGUGAGCAUCUAACCCACAACUUCUGGUGCCCGCCCUGAGCUUCUGCUAUGCACACCUCACAUGAGUUAGACACUACAGCCAGGCCACCUUCAAUACCACCCCUUCUCCCCAGAAUCAGUGAGAAGGGGCUGGUGCCCAGGGCUGGGCAAGGAGAGUCAGGGCAUCUACAGGCUCAGGCUUGAAGUUCAUUUAUUAAUGUGUUGGACACAAUAAAACCACAACUGCUGUUAUCAAAAA